Messenger RNA from Fukomys damarensis (Damara mole-rat), 912 nucleotides. It is a transcript of the gene Ccdc34, whose product is annotated as coiled-coil domain containing 34. NCBI's taxonomy places the organism in Eukaryota, Metazoa, Chordata, Mammalia, Rodentia, Bathyergidae. The record is from RefSeq and is a predicted model, not a curated record. The transcript has 5 exons. The annotation marks the transcript as partial.
CGCCCCAAGAGCCACGGUCCCACUGCUGCCCCGGGAACCCUGAGGAACCCCGUCCGCCAUCCCAAGGCUGCCGGGGGCGGGAGCAGGCAGGAGUUAAGUCGGCAGAUCGAAAAGAGGAAGCAAAUGGCUGAGCUGGAGAAGAGGAAAGUGAUCUCCCAGGAGAAGCACCGCGCGUGGGUGCGGAGGAAGAAGGAGCAGAAAAGGAAAGAAACAGAAGAAAAAAUCAGUAAAGAAAUGGAGGAAAGAGCAGCAAAGGAGCUAGAGAAACAACAUUUGCAAGAAAAAGCAAAAGAAAAGUAUGAAGAAUGGUUACAGAGAAAACAUGCCGAAGACCGGGAGAAGCAGCAGAGAGCCAAGGAAGAAGAAAAGCAGCGGCAAGCCGAAUUACUGGAGAAAAAGGAGAUAGCUGAAAGGAAGUUUAAGGAAUGGUUGGAAAAUGCAAAAAACAAGCCCCGCCCCGCCGCAAAGAGCUACGGCUUUGCCAACGGGAGGCUCACAGGUUUUUACAGUGGAAAUUCCUACCCAGAGCCAGCCUUUUAUAACCCCAUUCCUUGGAAACCAAUCCACGCGCCCCCGCCCCACGCAGCCAGGGGCCUCUUGGGGAAGAAGAGCCGGCAGCUGGCAGGGCACCGGCUGCUCCCCGCGGUGUCACCCUCGUCCUCACUGGCUGCUCGCGGGGCCAGGACCGGCCUCGGCCUCGGGACUGUGUGCAGAGCCCGGAGAUAGCAGCGUGGACCCCUGCCUCCCAGCUCCUGGGUCCGCCCUGGUCGCUGGCCGCCCGGCCGGUGUGUGGUGUCUGCGGGACGGGGCAGGCUCCUGCUGGGCCGUGCCCAGCACCUCACUGUGCCCCCGGUUAGCGUGGCUGCAUCUGCGCGGUGAGAUCAAUAAAACAAGUUUCCUGUGUCCUUCCGU